Mesorhabditis spiculigera is the source of this 1515-nucleotide messenger RNA. The record is from the annotation of a GenBank genome assembly. NCBI's taxonomy places the organism in Eukaryota, Metazoa, Nematoda, Chromadorea, Rhabditida, Rhabditidae.
AUGCUGCACCGGCUGUGUUGUAAAAUGGGCGAGCCCAGCAAUGACGACGAGAAGCCGAGGAAGCGGAGAGGAAAGAAUCAGCCAAAAGAAGCGAAAUGGCGACAACAAAAUCUGGCCGCCUAUCGCCCUGUUUUUAAUGCCACUACGGUGUUCCCGUGGACCUGCCUACUCGGCAUCAUUUUUUUAGGGAUCGGCAUCCUGCUGUUUGUGACGAAUUUAAAUGCAAAAGAAAUCGUAAUCGACUAUACGAAUUGUCGAAACCCGAACGGGACGGAUGUGAAUGUGUUUGUGAAAUCGAAUGACAGCUCAACGGUGGAGUGGAUGGAACCGAGGGAAUACGAGAAGACUGAGUGCCAAUUCCGCAUCAAUAUUACGGAGGAUUUUAAUGGAAAAGUAAAAUUUUUCUACGGUCUCGAGGGCUUCUACCAGAAUACGAGAAUGUACGUCAAGUCCAGGAGUGAUAUGCAGCUUUCUGGCAGCGCCAAAUCACUGCAAGACACUGGUGACUGCGACCCGAAUGACUAUGACAACAGCACCGGUACACCGAUUGUCAUAGCGCCAUGUGGGAAAAUUGCCGAUUCCAUGUUUAAUGAUACCUUCCGACUGGUCUACUCGACCAGAAUCCCGGUCCCGAUGACAACAAGAGACAUGGUGCAUCCAGAGAUGAGGAGGAAGUACAAAAACCCUCCUAUGCCGAUCGGGAGCACGAAUCUUUGUGAUGCGUUUAAGAACACCACCAAACCUCUAAGCUGGCCGACCGAGGUCUGCAAGAUGUUCAACGAGUCCACGGAGGCCGGGCGGGGCUUCGAGAAUUUGGAUUUUCAGGUCUGGAUGGAGCCAUCAGCCUUGCCUCAUUUCCGGAAGAUCUAUCGUCUCCUGGACCGUGAGGCCGACAUCUUCUCGGAUGGCUUGCCAAAGGGAGAAUACACGCUUACGAUCCAAUACAAUUAUCCGGUGGAGCAGCUGAACAUCAACAAAACUUUCAUCAUUGCGAUUGAAACGUGGACAGGACCGAAGAAUUUAUUUUUGCCGAUUGCCUACAUCACUGUUGGCAUCAUACUCCUCGCGAUCAGCGCAGGACUGCAUCCGCCUCGACUUCUUCUAUCUCUUCUCCUCGAGUUCUUCUAUCCGAACCAAUAUGUGGAUCCAUUUUGCAUCCGUGAUAGAGGCCUUGUGCACCGUGUUCAAGCUAAGCUACCAAAGGACACCAUACUACCGCGACCUUCGGAGCAGCUACCAUUGCUAUGUAUUGGGGAAAGAAAAGAAUACAAGACGCAGCUCAUCCGAUUCUCGAUGUAUAGCGGGGGAGUCCCAAUCUGGAGGUGCUUGGAAUGGAUACCUAUUCGACAGGCUUCGAUAAUUGUUUGGCCAACGGUGAAGCGAAAAUCAAAUAGGGCCCUGGCGCAGUGGACAAGGAAAUGUUGGGACUCCCAAAAUGGGUUUGCUUGGAAGGAAUAUGAUUAUUCGGUAGCCCACGAUAUUGUUUGGCUAACCGAUAAAGCAGAAAGCCGAAGC